Molecule: messenger RNA, 2119 nt
Organism: Cheilinus undulatus (humphead wrasse)
Lineage: Eukaryota; Metazoa; Chordata; Actinopteri; Labriformes; Labridae
Gene: sar1aa
Product: secretion associated, Ras related GTPase 1Aa
Exons: 7
Coding region: 132-728 (198 amino acids)
Biological process (GO): membrane organization; vesicle organization; intracellular protein transport
Cellular component (GO): endoplasmic reticulum exit site; COPII vesicle coat
Molecular function (GO): GTP binding; GTPase activity
Source: RefSeq, a predicted model, not a curated record
GGUUAAGACAGAAAAUAGUUAAUUUGUAUAAAGAUAAAAAUAACAUUUUGUGUUUAAAUGAGUUGUGCUUGAGUUCCGUACACCUAUAAACAUUGCUCGGAUGCACAUGAAGCCAUACUGUAACCAGCAAGAUGUCGUUUUUAUUUGACUGGAUCUACAGGGGGUUUAGCAGUGUCUUACAGUUCUUAGGUCUCUAUAAAAAGAGUGGGAAGCUGGUUUUCCUGGGUCUGGACAAUGCUGGAAAAACAACCCUUCUACACAUGUUAAAAGACGAUCGACUGGGCCAGCAUGUACCAACGCUGCACCCAACAUCUGAAGAGCUGACAAUUGGUGGGAUGACAUUCACUACAUUUGACCUGGGAGGACAUGUACAAGCUCGAAGAGUGUGGAAGAACUACCUCCCAGCUGUCAAUGGAGUUGUUUUCCUUGUAGACUGCGCUGAUCACGACAGGCUCACAGAAUCCAAGACUGAACUUGAUGCUCUCCUAGGAGACGAGACUAUAGUCAAUGUCCCUGUGUUGGUGUUGGGUAAUAAAAUUGACCGCCCUGAGGCCAUCAGUGAAGGAGGACUGAGAGGAGCCUUUGCUCUUGAUGGCCAAGUUACAGGAAAGGGAAAUGUGUCUUUGAAGGAGCUGAACGCCAGACCGCUGGAGAUUUUCAUGUGCAGCGUGCUGAAAAAACAAGGCUACGGGGAAGGUUUCAGAUGGUUAUCACAGUACAUUGACUGACACGUGGUACUGAAGCAUAACCAAAGGGGAUUUUUCUUGACACAUUUUCACAAAGCAUGACAAAGACUUGGCGCCUUUGAUAGUGUCACUCAGCCCAGAUUCAAACAGCAUUAUUAAGAGCAUAUUCUUUUUAAUACUUAAAACAUUUAUUCAGGAUUUAAAGGUUUCUAUGCAAACUUUUAAAAGUGGUUCAUGGUGAACUGUCUGUCCUUUUAGUGUUUAUUAAUGUGAAAGCUAUAAGAAGUGUAAAUGAGUAGUCUUAUAUUAUGCAAGAAUGUAGAUAUGUACACAUCAGCACAUCAGUGAUUAUUUAUUUAUUAUGGAACAGACUCAUGUUUCUUUAGGGGAUUUAUUUGGGCAACUUUAAGCUUUUCUGACAUCUGAUUAAGAAGGUCAUGUUUAGAUUUUUAUGAUCAGAUAAACAACUCAUAUGAUUAAAUUCAUUGAAUAUGAUGCUAGUAGCUACUGCCUUCAAAGCACAGAGCCAAAGAUGUAUGGUAAUGACUUCAGGAUUAGCAGGAAGGGAGAUUAGACUUGGACAAAAGAUUUCUGGCAUGCUGAGCACCGAGUCAAAACAACUCCGCUUGAAACCAAAAAAAGGAUAAAAGACAGCACGUCCCACAAAUACAGGGGGGAAAAGAUGAUACAAACUCAGCCGAACUGAACUGCUCAAGUUUUGAUCAUGUGCAUCUCAGUUUCAGGGUUGGAAUUGGCCUCUGUGCAGCUUUUCCUGAAUUUGUUCAUUAAUGUUAUAUGUUGCAUUGAAGGCAGCUAAAUUGCUAUUGGACUGAAAUUUAAGGUCUUUAUAACAUAACUUAGAGAUAAGGCUUUUAACUGGCUGCCCUUGCUUAUUUAUAUCAUGAAGGCUGCAUCAGUACAUUAGUCCUAAAACAUGGGGAAGCAGUAAAGUUGGCAGCCAUCUUUACUGGAGAAAGACAAUCUAACUCAUUAGUAGAAAGGUAAGAAAACACUUAAUUUUGAGCCUCUUGCUAUCAAGUCUUAAUUUAUUUUGUUAUCUAUAUUUAUUUAUAUAUGUAUUUAUUCUACAGUGGGAAAUAUAAAGCACAGUAUAGUGUAGUCUGUGCAGCUGCAGGAUAUGCACUUUUUGAUUAUUUGCAAAGAUAUGAGAGUGCACUUGCACUAAUUUUUUUUUGCUAACAUCUGAAAUAAUAUGUCAGUCUCAUUGUUGAUACUGAUGUUUUUGUGUGUAUGUGUAGAUAUUGCAUUUAUAUGCCCAUAAUUAGUGAAAUCGGUAUGGGCAAUAGAAAUGUGAUCAUUCCCAUGGACAUUUUGUUGCUUUCUUGCCUCCUUCUGUACGGAAGAGGAUUAGGGCCACUGGAAAAAAAAAAAAAAAUUGAGGCAAAUAUUUUGUUUGAAGUCAGAAUUCUGAG